Calliphora vicina (urban bluebottle blowfly) is the source of this 2334-nucleotide messenger RNA. RefSeq names its product myb-like protein X. NCBI's taxonomy places the organism in Eukaryota, Metazoa, Arthropoda, Insecta, Diptera, Calliphoridae. The record is from RefSeq and is a predicted model, not a curated record. The transcript has a single exon. Bases 1 to 2334 code for a protein of 777 amino acids.
AUGAAUAUCACUGCACCUCAAGAAUCUUCAAGAAUUAAUCAGGAUUUGUAUAAAUCUAUGACCCCUACCAAAAGAAGAACUUUCUCAGAAUAUAUGCUAAGACGCCGCAGUCCUUUUUUGCGUUCAGAGAAUACUGAAAAUCAUAUUAUAAUCCCUAAAAGUUCUCCAAGGCCCUUAUAUAAAAGAUUAAAAUAUACAGAAAAUGAUGGGAAGCUAACAAAGAGUCCUGACAAUUGCCAGAAUAGUGGAGAUUAUUUGAAAUGCAAGGAUAACCAGCUAAAACCAAAUCAAGAUAUAAAAACUUGUCUACAAAACUCUAAUAUUGCGAAUAAACCAAAACCUUUGAAAAUUAAAACUCCACUCACUUCUCAUGACAAUGAAAUGAAUAUAAAAGCAAAUGGAAUUGAAACAUCUACAACUGAAUACAAUUCUGAAAAAGAAACUGAAAAUUGGUUAAAAAUAAAGCAGGAUAUUAUAAAACUCAAGGGUAGAAAUGAAAACCAGGCUAAUAGAAAUAAAAGAAAUUCAAACGAAAUGGAAACAAACCAUAUUGAAAUGAGCAAACUACAAAAGGUUUCAUCCAUACAUUUAAGCAAAUUAAGGGACAUUGAAACUGAAAUUGACACUUCCUAUUGUGCAGAAUUAACACAAAUUAGUGGUUACUAUUCUGAUGAAACAUCUAGCGAAAACUCCCUUAAAUAUACCGAUAAGCUCAUAAAACCCUUAACAAAUUCCACAUUUAUCUACCAGGCAGAAACAACUGAAAAUGAAACAAAUGAAUAUCAAACAGCUUCAGAAAGUUUAGCUGAAAUAACUAAUAAUAGCAAACCAAAUAAAACAUAUCAGCUUGAAAAUAAAAAUGAUACAAAUGAAAUACACACUGAAAUAGACAGUUCAAAUACAAAUAACUGUGAAAAGGAUUUAAAGAUCUCUGUCCCAUCCCCCAAAAAAUAUCCUCUUUAUCAACCGCAAAAUUUUCAAAUUCCUUUAAUCAUCAUAAAUGAAAUUGAAAUAAUAAACUAUGGAUUGGAAACAGUUGUUGAAAAUGAAAUAAAGUCUGUGAGAACUUUAAAAGUCCCCGCGAUUCCUAUACGAACAGAGUUUGAGGAAAAUAAAGAGCUACAAAAGAAACUAAACGAAAGGGAACAUUUUAAACAAAUCGAAAUUAAGGACAAGGUAAUGGCUCAAUUGCUGGAAAUAGCCAUCUCUAUGGACUUUCCAAAACUGAAACAUUUGUGUAAUAUGUCAUGCGAGAAAAAUGAAGAUGGCUUAUGUUUAAAAAUUAAAUUGGAAGCUGAGAUGAAUAACAAACAUGAAGAAUAUAGUGGUUUCUUUCAUACUUUAUGGAGUGCCCUCAAAUAUCCUUUUGUAGCUAAUCCCCAUAAAAAAGAUGAAAAGGAAUGCCAGAAAAUCACAGAUAAUAGAAGUAAGGAGGAAAAAAUGGAUGAAGCAAAUACUGUAGAUGUUAAAGGAUUAAAACAGGAGAAUGAGAAAGGAACGUCUAUGGAAGCAGAAAAAGAUAAACUUGACGAAUGUUCAGAUUUUAACGAAACCAAAAAGGAAUUAAAUGAAAAGGACGAGAACAAACUAAAAAAGGUGGACAAUGAGAAAAACUUAAUCAAUGUGGAGGAAACGGCUAAACAAUCUGAUAAUAUAAAUAAAGAAGAAAUAAAAGAGCUAGAUAAGGAAGCAGAGAAAGAAGACAACUCUGAGAAUAUGAAAGAUAAAGCUAUGAAGCCAAAGGAGUCUACUGAGACAGCAAGAAAAGACGAACUGUUAGAUAAGGAUAAGACAAAAGAUCUGCCAGAAGACGUCAAGGAAACGGAAGAUCUAAAAGAGCUUCCAACGAAUUGUGAUAAGAUUAUAAAUUCUCAGGAAGAGGACAACAAAAUAACACAGGCAGACACAAAUGAUAAGAUUACACAAGAAAAUAAAACUACUAAUAACUCAGAAGAAGAUAUAAAUACUAAAACAAAAAAUGACAAAUCCAGUUUGGAACAUUCUACAAAUGAAGAUUCCUGUAAGAAACCAGCAAAAGAACAAGAUGUCAAAAAGAAAUCCAAGUCAAAGAAAGGAUUUUUUUCCAUUUUCCACAAAGCUGGUAAAACAAAAAAUAAAACUGAAAAACCUAACAAAGAAAACACCUUAGAGGAUCCCAACAAAAUCGAAGAUAUGGAAGACAAAUUACAGGAAUUAGAAAGAGCGGAAAAUAAAUUGGAAAUGUUAAAUAUUUCCGGAGAGUCUUUAAAGAAGUUGGAUUGUUUUAUGGCCGAAAAUAAGAAAUUGCAGUCUUCAGACUGCAAGGCGAGAAACAAAAGAUCAGAUAGCUUUUAA